GUCAUUAAGCAAAACUAUUACACUUUAUUUAAUCUACUCACACACAAGUAAAAAUGAACAAAACGUAAUAUAGCUACCAAUAAUCAUUACAUGUGUGGCUAUUUGUAUUGUUGUUGGUGUUGCAUGUGGAUGUUUUAAUAAAUGGACAACAAACAUUUUUCCCGGAGUUCAGUCGCACAGACGGCGUCACAUCCUCUUCCUUUUGCAGUUUUAGGGGCCUGCAAGAAACGAAAACAAGCAGCAGACUACAGUGAAACCAGAGGGAUGCCUGCAGCGGAGAGCAGCCAUGCACAGCGCGUCCUGUCCUCUCUGAACCAGCAGAGGGCGGUAGGGAGGUUUUGUGAUGCAGUGUUGAAUGUGGGAGGUGGGGUGGUCUACUUGGCCCAUCGCAACAUCCUCGCCUGUUUCAGUGAGAUGUUCCAACAGUCCAACAUGCCCGCUGCACCGUGCAUGGAGUUCUGCCUGCAGGAGUGCCCCAACGACGGCCUGGAGCUGCUCCUGAACUUCGUCUACACCGGGGAGCUGAAGCUGGAUCCUGGCAACCUGGAGAAGGUGCAGCAUGCAGCGGCCAGCCUGUGUGUGACAGAGGCGCUCACACUCUGUCAGCAAUUCAAGGAAGCUUCUGUGGAUCCUGUCAAGCCUGUCAAGCGCAAAAGAGGCAGACCUAGAAAGUCUGCAUCAGAUACGACCCCUCACUGUUUGGUUAAAGAAGAGGAGUUGCUUACAAUCACAAAAGAUGAGUCCAACUUUGAUACUGCCAUAGCCGAUUGUAGCAUGGCCACCACUACCACCACCACCACCACCCGCUCUGGUCGUGUAGUGAAGGGCCCCAGGCGACUGGUGACUGAUGAGAGCCCCAUUACUGACUUUACAGCUCCUGAAAAAGCCGGCAAAAAGGCUCCACUUAUUCCCACGGAGACAGAAAGUGGUGUCGAUGCUGUGGAGAACGAAAACCCAGAUGAGCCAACUGGUGAAUCUGAGAUGCCUGACUUGCAGAUUUACAUAAAUGACAAUGGUGUCAGCCAGGUAGUGGGGGAAGAAGAAGAUGAAGAAGAAGAUGUGGGGGGUUUUGGGGAGAUCACUGAAGACACAGAUGAAGAGUACGUGCCCGUUGAAGAGCCCGGUUCCUCAGCCCCGUCCACGUCAACGGCACGGAAGCGCAAGAGUAAAACAGAGAAAAACGAGAACGGCGAGGCUGCCAAAGAAGACUCCAAGAAGGACUCUGUGCAGUGUCCUACCUGUGACAAAUCCUUCAAGAGCAAAUACUACCUCAAAGUCCACAACAGGCGGCAUACAGGGGAGAGGCCCUUUGGUUGCCUUAAAUGUGGAAAGAGGUACUUCAGGAAGGAGAAUCUUUUGCUGCAUGAGAUCAGAGACUGUGCCAAAGUACAGACGUACGCCUGCGUUACAUGCUCCUCGACAUUUAACGGAAAAGAGGAGCUACGUUUGCACGUCGUGUCCCACACAGGAAAUAUGCCUCACAAGUGUUCAACAUGUCCUGAACAGUUUAUGCACAAGAAAAACUUAACAAUUCACAUGAUGAAGGUCCAUGGUUAUCCCAAACCACAUGCAUGUCCGCAGUGCCCCAAAACCUUCUUAACUCGGACGGAGCUGCGUGUGCACGAAGCCGCCAAACAUCGAGGCGAAAAGCCGUUUGUGUGCGAGGAGUGUGGCCAUCGAGCCUCCAGUCGAAACGGCCUGCAGAUGCAUAUCAAAGCCAUUCACAGAAAUGAGCGCCCUUUCGUAUGUAACCUAUGUGGUCACGCUUUCUCCCAGAAGAACAACCUAAACAUGCAUCUGCGUAUACACAGUGGUGAAAGGCCGUACCAAUGUCAUCUCUGUGGCAAAACCUUCAGGACGCAAGCCAGUCUAGAUAAACACCACCGGACACACACUGGCGAGCGGCCGUUCAGCUGUGACGUUUGUGAGCAACGCUUCACGGAGAAAGGCGCCCUCGUCCGCCACAAGGCCAGCAAGCACGAGGAGGGCCGUCCACACUGUUGUCACAUAUGUGGCAAAACCUUCAAAGCGAGGGAGCAACUUCGCGUUCACCUGCGGCGCCAUAAGGGCAUGAGGAAGUUUGAGUGUAUCGACUGCGGCUACAAGUUCACCCGACAGGCCCACUUGCGACGACACAUUCAAAUCCACAAACGCACCGAGAACUACAACCCCCGGCAGAGAAAGCUAAGAAACGUGAUAGUGCAGGAAGUGGACGGAAGUCCUGGUGAGAACGAAGCGACAAAAGAAGUGGAAGACUCGCUGAUCGCAGACGAGACCGAUUAUGUCCCGGAGACCGCUGACAUCCAGGAGUCCACGAACCCUGAGCCUGACUCUGGGACGGGCCUCAGCUCUGGCUGCAUAGUGAGGGUGGUGAUGGAGGAGGUGGUGUCCAACCAGAACCUGGGACACGUCGAGCCGGCGGAGAGUUUCUCUGUGCCAGAAGUCCUGCAGCAAUCACAGCUGGGCACUGAGGCGUAUGACGAGGCCACGAUGGAUAUGGAGGGAAUGGUUGAGGAUCUAUCAGAGAGUAAAACACCUGAGGACUGAAAGACCAGAGACUGUGUGCAACCCACUCCGAGAUGAAAUGAGAAGGACCUCAGUGUGAUUUAAGGACAUUUGACCUUGCAGAUCCAAAGAUGAAACUGCAAAAUAGUUCGCUACUGAGUUUCUAGACGAGAGAAGAGCAGCAAGUCAUUCUCAUGCUUUUAGUAGUUAACAGCAAAUGAACUGCAUGCUUGUGAAGGCUGCAUGAAUAUCUUUUGGAUUGUUUUAUUACAGCGUGGACACACUGGGAAUAUCAGGAGCGCCUGGCGGUUGCGUUACCUGUUGUUUUUUAUUUCGGCGUCCGUGUUAACAGGUUAGAGCAGCCACACUGCCCGUGUGAGACGCGCGUCUCAGCUGCGUCUCCUCUAGAGAAUAAAGG
Sebastes umbrosus (honeycomb rockfish) is the source of this 2923-nucleotide messenger RNA. It is a transcript of the gene zbtb48, whose product is annotated as zinc finger and BTB domain containing 48. NCBI's taxonomy places the organism in Eukaryota, Metazoa, Chordata, Actinopteri, Perciformes, Sebastidae. The coding region runs from base 142 to 2547 and encodes 801 amino acids. Gene Ontology annotation, biological process: regulation of transcription by RNA polymerase II. Gene Ontology annotation, molecular function: DNA-binding transcription factor activity; protein binding; RNA polymerase II cis-regulatory region sequence-specific DNA binding. The record is from RefSeq and is a predicted model, not a curated record. The transcript is spliced from 11 exons.